Messenger RNA from Pteropus alecto (black flying fox), 840 nucleotides. RefSeq lists its product as uncharacterized. The record is from RefSeq and is a predicted model, not a curated record. The transcript is spliced from 5 exons. NCBI's taxonomy places the organism in Eukaryota, Metazoa, Chordata, Mammalia, Chiroptera, Pteropodidae. Bases 262 to 840 code for a protein of 192 amino acids.
GUGUGCGUGCGCACAUGUGCGCGUGUGCACAGAGCACGACUUCUCUCCAGUCAGUCGUCUGUGGACGCUUAGGUCACUUCCACGCCUUGGCCGCUGGAACGUGGGGUGCGGACGCCCCUCAACACAGUGCUCGCUUUCCUUCGGAUACAGUCUCCGUGGAAUCGCUGGGUCUCUCGGUUGGUUCUUUAUCAUAAGGCUGCUGAAAGUAAAGGUCUAUUUUUGACCUUCUGAGACAUUUUCUGUUUUUCCCAGUUUCAGAGGAUGGAGUCCCCUGGCCUGCGAUCGUAUCUGUUUUAUUGUUCAUUGUUUUCUGCUUCGUCAUUUGCUGCGUCAUUUGCUGCAACUAUAAGAAACUUAUUGGCAGAAUACGCCAACCUCUGUUCCGUUGCUUCUCUCAUGGAGCCGGUGACGCAGCAGCAAGCACGCUGCCUUCAAGCUCGGUGUCCUGCUCAUUGUUGCAAAUUUCGGACCAAAGUCCAGACUCUCCAGUCCCCACAAGUAACUCAGUGCUGCCUGAAGACACAGUGGAGAUGGUGUGUGAGGCCCCAACGCUCACCACGGCCCCAGAGAGCCCAGCAGGUGUCAAUGGCUUCCCCAACGGCUGCCACGGGGAAAGGAGGCGAGGCCCUGGACUGGUCACCACAGCCUGACCCUUCGACCCCCCGGGCCUGUGGCUCGGCCCGAAGCCCGGGGGGUCUGAGCAGCCACCUCGAGAGCGAUCGUCCGCAGUCGUGCGCCAGGCAGCGACCUUCCCUCGAUGACCCUAGGAUAGACCAGCAAGACUCCGAGGCCCUCAGCCCGGUGGCCCCCAAGGAACUAAAUGCUGCUAACAAUCUGUGA